This is a messenger RNA of Lacerta agilis (Sand lizard), 2664 nucleotides long. It is a transcript of the gene NUB1, whose product is annotated as negative regulator of ubiquitin like proteins 1. Gene Ontology annotation, molecular function: protein binding. The transcript has 16 exons. Lineage: Eukaryota; Metazoa; Chordata; Lepidosauria; Squamata; Lacertidae. Bases 328 to 2229 code for a protein of 633 amino acids. Gene Ontology annotation, biological process: regulation of ubiquitin-dependent protein catabolic process. The record is from RefSeq and is a predicted model, not a curated record.
AAGAAGAACUAAAAUGGCGGCGGGGGUAGCGGCUGCGUCACGGGAGCGCCGUUCCCGGUCACAUGACCGCCCGAGCUGGGAGGGGGAGCCGGGAGUGUUUUCUCUUUCAUUUCCGACGGGCUUCCACACGUAGGAGACCCGGCAGCGCCUUCUGUUCCUUUUCAGAACCUGGGUCUGGCGGCGGGUGGGUCGCCGAGGGGCGGCGGCGGCGGCCGGGAGGCGGAGACGCGUCUCCACCAAGCGCGCGCCGCUCUGGACGCGCCCUCCUCCUUCGCCGCUGCCACUGGAAGCGGAGCGGGGCGGAGAGAGGAAAGCGCUCAGAUAAGGAUGGCACAGAACAAAUACCUCGCAGCAAAACUGAAAAACUAUUUGCGAGAAGACAAAAUUCAGCUAUGGAAACCCCCAUAUACAAACAGCUACCAGGAGGCGGGUGAGGAGCUGAAGGAUCUUGCACUGCAAUAUUCAGCCAGGCUAAAUUGUAAUGACAAUGAAAUAGAGGCCCUCCUGGAAGAGAUACGCUCCAAAGCAGUUGAGCGAGGAAGGAAAAAUGAAGCUUAUAAGAUGACAGGAGUUGCGACGCUUGAAGUAGCCUUGCCUACAAGGAUGGGUAAAGCAAGAAAAAAUGUGCUGGAGACAAAAUUGGUCAUCACGGGCAAGGAGCUCAGAUCUCAAAUAGCACAAGCAUACGGACUGGAAGAAAAUUGCAUCAAAAUAAUUAUAAAUAAGAAGCAGCUUGACCUGGGAAAGACUCUAGAAGAGCAAGGUGUGACGCACAAUGUCAAGGUCAUGGUGCUUGAGCUGAAACUGUCAGAAGAAGAAACCAGGAAGAAAGUCCGCAAUGAGGAAAUGCAACAGGAGGAAGAGGCUGUGAAGAAAAAAGAAAUAAACAAAAGGAUGCAAAGGACAAAAAAGGGCUUAGAAAUACUUGCAGAGCGAGAGGAUUCCAUGGAUCCUAACAGAGCACCUUACCUGGACAUAGCAAACCAAACUGGAAGAACAAUCAACAUUCCUCCACAAGCAAAAAAAGCUCUUUUCUUAGCCAUGGGCUAUCAUGAAAAGGGCAGAGCAUUGCUGAAGAAAAAAGAAUAUGCUAUGGCACUGCCGUUCCUGUUGGAUGCAGAUAAACAUUUCUGUGAAUGUGGUUCAGACCUCCUGAACACUGUUGAUAAUUAUGCAGUGUUGCAGCUGGACAUCGUCUGGUGCUACUUCCACUUGGGUCAGCUGGAUUGCCUUGAUGAUGCUGAGAAAAAGCUCCUUGCAGCUCAUGAUUGUUUCAGGAAGUGUUACGGAGAGAACCACGAAAGACUGGUCACUAUAAAAGGAAGCUCUGGGAGAGAGAAGGCUUUGUUUCUAAGGCUGUACUUGCUUCAAGGAAUAAGCCAUUAUCAUAACGGCAGAGAGAGGGAGGCUGGUGAAAAUCUUCAAAGGGCACAUGACUUGUUUAAAGAGCUGUACAUCGAUCCUGACAAGAUAAAUAGCUUGCUACUACUAGGAUUUUCUGCUCAGGAAGCCCGCCUGGGUCUCCGUGCUUGCGAUGGGAAUGUGGACCACGCUGCCAGCCACAUUUCCAAUAGGAGAGAGGAAAAAGCUCAAAUAAGAAGAGAGGAGAAAGCUAAAAGAAGAAAGCGAUUGGAGGACAUUAAAACCUUGAAGAGUAUGGGCUAUUCAGAGCGAACUGCUAGAGAAGCUCUUCAUAAUGCAAAAGGAGACCUUGAACUAGCGGUUAAGAUUAUGCUUGAAAACCCCCACCUACUCCUGUCAGAUGAUGAUGAUCCGGUGCCAGGGAACCAGUUUCAAGUUCCCCAGGAAAGUAUUGAUCAAUUGGUGUAUAUGGGCUUUACUCCUGAAGCAGCGAAGCAAGCUCUGAAAGUGUUUAAAGGCAACAUUCAGCUGGCUGUGCAAAUGCUUGCUCAUUAUGGGGGAUCUCUCCCUGCUGAAUUACAGACCCCUUCAGAAAGCAUCACUCCCUCAGAUGAAUCCAAUUCAUCAAAAGACUCUCCUACAGACUCUGCAGAGAAAAGGAAAAAGAGAAAAGAAGAAAAAGGAAAAACUCAAGGCACUUCCGGGGCUUCAACUGAUGAAGACAUGGAAGUAGAUGCUGUCAAUGAAAUCUUAGAGGACAUCCCAGAGCACGAAGAAGAUUAUCUGGACCUAACUCUGGAAGAGGAAGAGCUUGUCAUCAAUGAAUACCUCUCUUACAUACAGCACCUGCAAACACAGUCCCAGUAGGCAAAUUCUGAAAGACUCCAGUAUCACUUACAUGAGCCAGCGUUUGAGGGGCUUAGAUCCAGGGGGGAAAUUAGUUGCAUGUAAGUCGCAGUGAAGUCAGUGGGCCAAGUUGGUCAUGACUAAUUUUAAGUGUAAUGUACUUAGUCUAGAUUAGGACCGUGGACGUCCAAUACUUAGAUUGCAAAUAUGUCUGACCCUCUUUUUGCCAAAUGCCUUAAGUUAAGUCAAUUGCAUAUUUUUAGAAAACAAACACUGGCAUGAGUAGAACCUGUAGUAAUAUUAAUCUAGAGUGACACUGGAGAGGAAUACAUUUAAUUGUAGAACAAAAAUAUUUGCAGAAGAAAUAUUUUUAUAGAGAGCUUCGAUAUAUUAUAUUGGUGUGAAAUUCAUCUAUUUAAUUAGUAGAGCAAAUAAAAUCAGUUCUGCUUACAUUCA